Molecule: messenger RNA, 1407 nt
Organism: Eptesicus fuscus (big brown bat)
Lineage: Eukaryota; Metazoa; Chordata; Mammalia; Chiroptera; Vespertilionidae
Product: proline-rich protein HaeIII subfamily 1
Exons: 2
Coding region: 1-786 (261 amino acids)
Source: RefSeq, a predicted model, not a curated record
AUGGGAUCACCUCCCAGGGACGGUGUCUCUCCCAGGGGAGAAAAUAGUCAUCAAUGUGGCUCUUCACCCAGGCAGCUCCAGGCGCACGUCGCCGAGGUGCGGAAAUGCCAGCGAAGCCCGGCGCUCACCAGUGCGGCAUCUCCGCUAGGAGGCAGGGCUCGGGGCCGAGUCCCGCCCCCCGCCCGCCCGCCCGCCCGCGCCCCAGGCCGGGGUCCCACCCGGAGGCUGAGAGAGCGGCGGGGCGGCGCAAGGGAGCCGCGCGCGGAAGGCGGCCGCCACGCGCGAGACCCCGCGGGGAGGGCGCGGCGCCGAGCGGCCGGGGGCGCAGUCGCGGGCUCACCGGGCGCCGGGAGGGACCGCAGGACGCGCGCGCCGGCUCCGCUGCCUCGGCUGCUCCUCCGCCCGGAGCCACAGCGCCCCCGCGCCGCGGGAGUGGCCGUGGCGGCAGGUGCUCGGGUGCCUCCGCCCCCGGCUCCGUCGCGACGGCUCCUGCGAGGGCGCCAGCAGCUGCAGGCAGCGCCUCAGCGCCCGCCGCCUCACCAUCCUGGGAGCGAGCCUUGGCCGGGCCCGCGGCGCCCCCGGGCCGCGCGGGGCAUGGGCCCCAGCUGGGUUCGCUCCACGUGGCCCGAUCACUCACUCACUCAUUGUGACCUUCAGACCUGGGAGCCCUGCCAGCGUCCGCCGGCCGCUGGCCGCAGUUCGGCCUUUACCAAGAUGGCGGCCCCCGCGGCCCCCCACGCCGAGGCCAUCUUGGGAUUUUCUUUCUCAAACUGCAGGAUGAGAUGAGCUGUUUCAAGAAGUAACUUAAGUACAAACAAACCGAAAUAGAAUUCAACAAUGGAUGGCUGGGCAGAAAGAGUCCUCUGUAAAGUCAUCCAGAGUGUGGCCACUGGCCAGAAAGAAAUACCCUCUGAAUAACAUGUUAAUUUAAAUUUUAAAAAGAGAAAAAGAAAAAAAAAGAGGAAGAAAGAAAUGCCCUCUGUCCGGGGCUCGGGUCUAAUUGGCAAAAAGAAAAGGAAUACAGGUCCCCAAAUGCAGAUAUGACUGCUAUGAAAAGGCCAAGCAAACUAAUUUGCAUUUUGAAAGUGCACGUGUGUGUUAGGCUGUAGAAAUAUAAAAAAGACUGUGCUUGGUGUGAGCCUCUCGCCCUCAGGCUAGCGAGCAGUUGCUGCUGAAUCCCGGGGACUUAAGUGUGAUUAGGAACUGCUGGCGCCUGCCUGGAGCAGAGACUGCUCUCGCUCAGUGGUACCUGCGGUGCAACAGCGAUCGAAACAAAACAGCGCUACAAACCCAAAGGGUAUGAUGUUACUUGGCUAAGGAACUUUAAGAAGAUGCCCUUUGUUGCCCUCACCACAAUUUUUUUAUUAAUGUAAAUUGUCAAAAAUACAGAAAAUAAAUAUGUCUUUU